Messenger RNA from Galendromus occidentalis (western predatory mite), 995 nucleotides. It is a transcript of the gene Syx8, whose product is annotated as syntaxin 8. The coding region runs from base 100 to 795 and encodes 231 amino acids. The transcript has 4 exons. The record is from RefSeq and is a predicted model, not a curated record. Lineage: Eukaryota; Metazoa; Arthropoda; Arachnida; Mesostigmata; Phytoseiidae.
GUAUGAUUUCGUUUUCAAAGAAUCGAGAUGACAUAAGCCGAGAGAGGAUGAAAAGAAAAUAAAUUCUCUCGAGUGUGCGCAGAGCCACUGGUCGACAUAAUGUUCUCCGGCGAUCUAUGGAUUCGGGAUUUGAGCGUCCUCGAGACGGACUUCAUCCAAAUCGCAGAGAACCUCCGACGCCGUGACCAACAUCAGAAAGGAAGCAGAGCAUUCAUAAGAUCCAACAGAGAAAUCAAAGAGAAGCUGGAAAAUGUCAAAGAGCAGCUGCAAGAACUGUCGAGUCUCCUAAAUCAACAGUCCAUCACCGGAGAGAUAACGGAAGCUGAAGCCACUCGACGACUCAGUUUGCUACGGAGAGCCGAAGCCCGGCAUCUGGACUUGGAGAAUCAAUCGAAGACGAAUCCACGGGAAAAUUACUUUAGAAAAGAACUCCUUGGUGAUGCUCCUCAGCCUGAGCAAACGGUGUCUUGGGGGGAAGCGGGGGACGACAAUGUCGGUACCGGCGAAGAGCGAAUUCAAGCUCAGCAACAGUAUAUGAAAGAUCAAGAUGCGGGGUUGGAUCAACUCGCAGCGAUCAUGUCGAGGACGAAAAACUUGGCGCAGGAGUUUACGACGGAAAUCGAUCUGCACAAUGAAAUUAUCGACGACGUUGGGGAGAGGAUGGAGUCCGUGAAUGCUCGUCUGAUCCACAAUACACAACGAACUCGGCAACUUGUAUAUACGACCGAUACCUGCGGCCUCUGGGUCAUCGUUAUCGCUCUGAUGAUUGCUAUCAUAAUUGUUGCAAUUAUCUGAGAGGUAGAAGCACACGGAAUGAUAUUCUUCGAGUGAGUGUCCUGCAGAUAGUUCUACGCUGCAAUCGACUUCAAGCAGGCGUGGCUCGGACGAAUAUUGAUUAUAAUCGUUGUUGACCGAUAGAAUUGUUGUGUUGACGGAUCGGAGUGCGGAUCCUUUCCCGAAGGUGUAAAUACAGGCAUUCUUUCCGAAUACGCGAG